Messenger RNA from Macaca mulatta (Rhesus monkey), 813 nucleotides. It is a transcript of the gene C4H6orf52, whose product is annotated as chromosome 4 C6orf52 homolog. NCBI's taxonomy places the organism in Eukaryota, Metazoa, Chordata, Mammalia, Primates, Cercopithecidae. The record is from RefSeq and is a predicted model, not a curated record.
AGCUGGGCCUGAGGGGAGCGGGCGGGACUUCCUCUACGAAGCCCCUCAUCUCCGUGACGUCAGGAGGAGGCGGGGCCGACUUCCGGCCGGUGCAGGAAAGGCCUUGUCAUCGUUAGAGAUAGAUAAUCGGUGCCACGAAGAAAAAACACGGAGACAAAAGAUCUCUCAGCAAGUUUCUGGAUAAAUGGCCCAACGAGAGAGUUUUGCAGGUUUUGGCAUAGCUCAACAAAAUAACUAUUACUGCUACUGGCAAAGUCUCCCCUCUGCUAUUAGAGUGAAGCAGGAGUUCCAGCCCAACCAGGGUUACCUCUAUGGCAACUGGUAUGCGCGACAGCACAGCUCAUACCUUCUUUCUGGCUACAGCUAUGGCUGUGCAGUGGAUGGAAAUGGACGGGACUGUUUUUCUGCGCAUAAGACUCCUGAACACACAGCUGGAAUUCUGGUUAUGCCUAAGGAAACCACACCUCUAGCUGAAAACCAAGAUGAAGACCCACUAGAAGAUCCACAUCUUCAUUUGAAUAUUGAAGAAUCAAACCAAGAGUUUAUGGUGAAAAGUGAAGAACUCUACGACUCCCUCAUGAAUUGCCACUGGCAGCCUCUGGACACAGUUCACUCCGAAAUUCCAGAUGAGACCCCGAAGUGAAGCGAGGUGUUCAUUAAACUCUGCAAUUAUCAUACUAAUUUUGUCUUCUUUUGUUUUGGAAAAAAGUAGUUCUCCCAGGAAGGUACUGGAUUCUGUAUAUAAAAACCAACUUCCAGGGCUUAUGUGUGAUUGACAUGAGAGAACAUUAAUGUAAAUAAACUUUGCCAGCA